Messenger RNA from Ruditapes philippinarum (Manila clam), 9619 nucleotides. RefSeq names its product hemicentin-1-like. Bases 23 to 4843 code for a protein of 1606 amino acids. Gene Ontology annotation, biological process: protein dephosphorylation. Gene Ontology annotation, molecular function: protein tyrosine phosphatase activity. The record is from RefSeq and is a predicted model, not a curated record. NCBI's taxonomy places the organism in Eukaryota, Metazoa, Mollusca, Bivalvia, Venerida, Veneridae. The transcript is spliced from 28 exons.
AAAAAAAUCAAUCUGAGGAAACAUGAUGCACAACGGAUGCUUUAUAAUAAUCGUUAUAAUAACGGUUCUUAUUUGUAAAGGUGAACUAACACAAACAGUUGAACUUGUACCGAAGACUGUUGAUGUGGUUGAAAAUUCUAGUGUCGCUUUGACAUGCUUAUUAACUGGUGACGUAUCAGCAUGGGGCAUAAAUAUAAAUAAUGUCAACAGUACCAUCUGGGCGCGUAUAUACAAAUCAGAGGACGGCACAUGUCAGGCAUUCGGCUUUGUCAAUAACAGUUUAUUAUAUUCAUGGAAUUGUCAUAUAAAUGGAAGCUUCACUUUAACGUUGAUUAAAGUAGAUAGGUCACAACAUGAAAACAUUUGGACGUGCAAGCAGGGAUUUUCGUUAAGUAAUCGAGUAGUUAUCAAUGUGAAAGUUCCCGUGGAAAAAAUUGAAGUUACUUCGCCAAGCGAUAGCAAUGUAACAAUAACGGAAAAUAAUUAUCAACUGUUUAUAUGUAAAACAUCAUACAGUAGACCAACACCAUCUGUGCAAUGGUUAAUGCAAAUCGGAGAUGAAACAAGUCCAAUAAGCACAACUAGUUCUGUUGAAAUCAUAUCUGAUGACAAAGGGUAUACGUCUACUAUUAGCAAGCUAAACAUAAGUGUCACCAGAGAAAAACAGGGGGCUAAAAUAUUUUGCAUUGGUAAAAAUGGCGUAGGAUCAACUGUUGUCUCUCGAAAUAUAAAGAUUCGCGUAUUUUAUGCUCCAAAUAGAGGUCCUUAUAUUAAUAAAGCUUUCAAUAACAGCUUCUACAAAUUGAAGGAAAACAGCACUUGUAAUAUUACAUGCACAAUCGUUGGGGGUUACCCGCCCCCAAAACUAUCAUGGAACUGCACUGGAACACAAUUCGAGUUUGAAAGUAAUGAGGAGGUAGGAUUAAAUUUACAGUGGCAGGUAAAACGUGAUGAAGACAGAGUUUGCACAUGUACAUCAACUCACGUGGUAGCCGGGAUUGAUACAGCUAUUAUAAGGAUUGCUAUAUUAUACCCGCCGACUAUUGACAGCAUCAAAUUUGAACAUUCUGAACUUACCAAUCGUAUCACAGUUGACACAACUAUCUACGUCAUAGAAAAUGAAACUUAUACAUUAAUAUGUGAAGCAAGCAGCAACCCAGAACCAUCAUAUAAAUGGACAGGAAUGGAAAGUUCAACCAUUUCAACUAUCGUGAUAAUAAACCCACACACACGGCGGAACUAUACGGAAACUUGUCAUGCAACAAACGCUAUGAAUUUCACUAAUCAAAUACAAGAAACAGUGAACGUCAACAGAAGUGUGACUGUGGAAAUUCUGUAUCCGCCUAAGAUAAAUACAAUGGCCGAUAAGAUAGUAAUAGAAGGGUUAGGAGUUGUGUUGAAAUGUCUAAUUACAAAUGGUAAUCCAACCAAUACGACCUUUUCAUGGACGAGGGAAUUAGAUGACAAGCGCUGGUUUAGCAGUUCGUUUACAAUUCAUAACGUUUCUCGAAACGAUUCUAUGAGAUAUACAUGUAUUGCAAACAACACAAUGGUAAUGACUGGAAAUUUAAAACGACAUGGAUCAGCACGCAAGAAUGUACAUAUGACAGUAUUGUAUCCUCCGGACAAGCCGACAAUAUUUCUUGUCUCCAUAUCAAAAUCAGAUGUUGUAAAUAUAACAGUCACGGACAAGUUACUUGUUUUUGAACAUACUCCUUUUACUAUGUCAUGCAAAGCCAAUAGCUUACCUAUGCCAAGUUAUUCAUGGGAUCCAAUGACGAUGUCAAAUGAUUCAGUUAUACAGAGUCCUGGCUUAACAAGGAACGGCACAGAGGAAAUCACCUGCUUUGUCAGAAAUACAAUGAUUUCAACUGAAGGGAAUUCAAUGACAGGGAACAACAAUAGAACAAUCUCGAUAGAAAAACUAUUUUCUCCAGAAAUUGGACAUAUGAAUAGCAUAACAGCGGAGGAAGGAACAAAUGUCGGAUUUGCAUGUCCGGUUAUAGACGGAAAUCCUCACCAGACACAUAUUAUGUGGACAAGAAACAAAGAUGGGAAACAAUGGCUCGGAUCAAACUUUACAUUAGAAAACGUUUCAAGAACAGACAGUAUGACAUAUACGUGUGCGGUCAACAACACCAUGAUAAUGACAGGCGGUUUAACAAAACAUGGGAAGAAUAAAAAAAGUAUCAAUCUUAACGUAUUGUAUAAAGUUGCUGUAUUGAAUUUUAUAGCAAAUAACUACACAGCAAAUCACAGCGUUACAUUAGCAGAGAAUCAAUUAGUCAAUCUGACAUGUGAAAUCGAGGGAAAUCCAGCACCUGAAGGGAGCAUCUUCAGUUCAGAAGCAUUUGAUGUAACACAGUCUACUUAUGAAAGUCAUUCAAUAUUUUCUGUAACAUUUAAAGCAACAUGUUUUCAUACAGGAGUAUAUACAUGCAGAGGUUCCAAUUUGAUCAAACAAAGAGAAAUUUCUGAAAGAAAUAUAACACUAUUCAUAACAUGUUCACCUAGACAAAAUCCUGCAAUGCCAUUACAAAGAAACAUUAAAAUAUCAAAAUAUGAAGCCGUGAGUAUAAACUUCACAGUGCUAGCAUAUCCUGAACCAACCAACAUUCUGUUGAACAAACAUAACGGGAAAUCGUGGAUACCUAUGAAUGACAGCGACAACUAUAAUAUUACCUAUGAAGGUGUUGACAUUCAAUUCACGAUUCUUCGUGUUUCGAAAGAGGACUAUGGCAAAUACAAGCUUAUUAUUAGGAAUGAUUAUGGAAAGUUUGAACACGUUUUCUACAUAGAGCCUGCAGGAAUGGAAGCACCGGCAUCUGACUCUUCAAAUCCAUCAGUCAAUUAUGGGCUCGUUGCUGGGUUACCCGUAGUUAUAAUAAUUAUUAUUACAACUGUCUUAGUCAUAGGUAUCAUUUUGUAUAGAAAAAGAAACACAGGUGUACCUGACAAGCUGAUUUACCAAAACGUACCCUAUACAGAUAGAAAACUUAAAGCAAAACAACAUAAUAAACCACAUCAGUCUGUAGAAACUUACAGUGAAGAACUUCAAGAAAUUGACGAUGUUCCACACUAUUUGUCUGAACCUUCAGAAUAUUAUAAUUCUCCAGAGAAAAUAGAGCGAAUUGAAAGGAUUAAAGUGUCUGAGUUAUAUUCAUAUGUUUUAGAAAAGAGCUACGAAUCGUUUGGAAUUGAUUAUGAGAAAUUACCAUCAGGGUUACAAAAGCCAUGCACAUUUGCAAGGAAGCCUGAAAAUUUACCUCUUAACAGAUAUAACGGAAUCUAUCCAUAUGACCACUCGAGAGUGAAAAUACCUAGCUGUCCAGAUUUCUUCAUGAAUGCGUGCUAUAUUGAUGGUUAUAAAAGAAGAAAUGCAUAUAUAGCAUCAUUAGGACCUACUACAAAAACAACAAACGACUUUCAAACAUUCUGGCAAAUGGUUUGGCAUGAAGAAACAGAAGUGAUCGUGAUGCUAACCAAUCUUAACGAGCCUUCGGGAAUGAAAUGUGAACAGUAUUGGCCAUCCGGAGAAUCAUGUAUUGACUAUGGCGACAUAUCUGUAAAAAGUAAAGAAAUAAAGGUGCUUGCAGAAUACACUAUCAGAACAUUCCACAUUAUUAAGGAUGGCCGGAAACGUAAUUUAACCCAUCUUCAUUUCACUGCAUGGCCAGACAAGACUGUACCAGAAGAUACUACAUGUUUACUGGAAUUUCGACGACGUAUGAAGUCUAUUCCAACGUUUUCGAAAGGACCAAUAAUUGUUCAUUGCAGUGCGGGAAUAGGUCGUACAGGAACUUUGAUAGCUAUUGACAGACUUAUCGAAGAGGGUGAAGAUAUUGGAUCAGUAAAUGUUUUCGAAUGCGUUGAGCAUAUGAGAAGUCAAAGAGUCAAAAUGGUUCAAACUCCAGAACAAUAUGUUUACAUAUACAAAGCUCUAGUAAAUGCACUUGUGUUUGGCUGUGAAACCAUUCAUAUUGGCCGAUUUGAAAACUACGUUACACACAAUAACGACAAUUUUUACAGCAAUCAAUAUAAGCAACUUGGUAAGUCUGUAGAAAAGGACAAGAAAGAAGACGCCGAUGCGAGAGCCAAGAAUAAGAGACUUGUCAUUUACAACCGUCAAGGAGCUGACGUGCCAGGUUUGCGGUUUAGAGUGAUGCUCUGUCUCACACGACAAUGUGGUGAUCACGACUAUGUUAAUGCUGUGUAUAUCAACACACAUUUGAAAAAAGACCAUGUAAUCGUUGCACAAACACCAUUGCCGGACACGAUAGAGGACUUCAUUUCUAUGAUUUACAAUGAAAAUUGUACUUGUGUAGUCACUAUGGAAGAUUUGCAAGAACCUGGAAUGAUGAUUGGUCAAUAUGUGUCUGAAAAUAAACACCCAAAAUCCUACGGAAAUUUUACAGUUGAUUGUUCAAGACUUGAAACAAAAACUCAGUAUAUUGUCAGACAAAUGAAGAUAAAGUAUAACGGAAGAGCUGACAGCAGUGAGAAGGUUGCGUAUCAUUUCCAGUAUACAAAAUGGAUACCCGGACAAGAUACCCCCGUCAGUGCUGUAGAAUUUUUGCACUUUAUUGAAAAAGUGGAAAAUUAUGACAACGAGUUUAGUGACAAUUAUUCUCAUAUUCUUGUACACUGUCUAAAAGCAAAUGAGAGGAGUGGGUUGUUUUGUGCUGUUAAACUUUUGAAAGAGAAGAUUAGUGAAGAGAGGGAAAUUAAUGUCGGCAAUGUUUUGAGACAUUUGCGUACACGACGGCAAACAGCUGUUACUAGCAUGGAACAAGUGAAAUUUUGCUAUCAGGCAGUGGAUGCCUACAUCAAGAUGCUCAAGUAACAGUUACGUCAACAUGUUAAUGCAUUUAUAAACAACAGUGUAAAUACAUUUGUUGUAUUAUCUCCAUCAGUAUGUACAAACAAAAACUUUUAAAAAAAAUGUUAAUAUAGCCAUAUUUAAUGAGGAAUGUUUUAACGACGACAUUUGUUAAUAUAUCGUUUACGUGAUUGUCAUUGUUUUAUUUUGUUUUUUGUUUAUUCAGAUUUUAUUUCCGUUAUAAUUUAAUGUCAUUUUGUUCUCUAUUUUCCAUGCCUUUUAUUUUAAUCUUAGCAAGAAGCCGAUUCAUAGAUAAGUUCCGAUUUGCUUUUAGUAUAUGUACAAUUUUACAUUGUUUUCCAUAUUAUAUAAGUAAUUGUCAUCUGUAAUUUUUCAUACUUAAUGUUUGCCAAAGACUACACCAUGAUCAACAAGAAACUUAACAAUUUGAUAAAGAUCAUUGACAAAAUGAAAUGUUUAUGAACCAUGAUGCUAUUUUGCAUAAGUUUCUAGAAAUUGGGUUUUCUUUUUCUUUUAGUUAUCUCUAUGAAAUGUAUCAACAUGAAACUAUAUACAAAGAAAAGAUGUUAUUAUGGACAAGUUAAGUGUUUAAAAACAAUGUUGUUCAUAUGCAAUCAUUGACAUUAAAUGAUAAUGCCUUAGCAGUUUUUUUGCAGAGCUUCAGUCAAAUACUUAAAAAAUUUAUGGUUGAUAAUGUUAAUUGCAAACAACGCCAGUGUAUACUUUUGAAAUUACUGUAUAAAAUUUUGCAAAAUCUUCCUUUACAUAAAUUGCUUUCUUAAUUUUUGAAAAUAAAUAUUUUCUAUUCCGAGACAUAACUCAAAACAAUAGGAAGUAUAAACAUGAUAGGUGCAAUCAACAAGCAGUAAAGUAAAUAAGGAGAAUAAUGCUUUGUUGCUGUUUUCAAGUUACAGCCCUAUACAUGUUUCAUAUCUUUAUAUCAUUGGCGAAGCCUAGUAGUGACUAAAAAGGAGAUUUCGAUAAUUUUUAUGGGUGAAGUAGUGUUAUUGUGCAAAAAUACAGUGUUAAGUUUGAUCAUAACGUAUUGCCCUUUGUGUUAUAUACUUAAUUUUCUUUUUUUCCUUGUAAAUAUCGCAUGUACUGAGCUUUAUUGUGUAUUUACCUCUAGUUUUUAUAUUCAUACGACUAUUGCUUUCAGUGAUUAUUUUCCAUACAUUUUAUGCAAACAAUACUUAAUAACAUAAACACAUACUUACGUUAACACAUAGUACAUUGUAUAACUUACAUAAACAUUGUAUAGUGCGAACAAAGCUGCAUUUUUCAGUCUUCUUUCCAGCUGUCAGUUAUAUUGUUUACAAAAUUUAUUUCCCAUUAUAAAUUUCCUUUUUUCAAUUCCAUAAAAAUAAUCUAUUCAAGGUACCCUAUCAAUAAAGAUACAUUUGAAGAAUUUAUGGUUUGGCAAUGGCAGAUCUUUUUGUGAUUGUACUCGUACAGCUAGGGCCAACGAGACUUUAGGUUUACCCUUCGUCCGUCCAUUCAAGCAAACAUUUUAGGUUACAGUCAAUUUCUUUUGAUUCUAUUUAUUUGUAACGUUUUUAAUGUUUUUAUUUGUUUAAUGUUGCUUUUUAGAACAAUAGAAUAGUCCCAUAAAACUAAACUGUUAUAACGUUUGUUCGUUCUUCAUAAAAUUGGAGACCAUGAUAACGCAAAAAGUACUGGAAAUAGUUUUAUGAAACUUAAAAUAUGAUGUGGCAGUCUCGUGAUAAUUCACGUCUUUAUUUCUUCCUCUGUUGAGACAUUCGGUUGCUAUGACAACACAUAGACUUAAACUAUGACAGAUAUAACAAUAUUUGUGAUAACUCAAAAUGUACAGAAAAUAGCUUCAUAGACAUAUAACAGUAUGGAGAUUAUGCACGUCAAGAUCAUCAGAUUAACCCCCACCCUCCUUGAUCUUUUAAAAGAAAAGUAUUUUAUGCCCCCAUCAUUAAAUGGCAUGGGCAUAUAGUGUUAUCCCGUUUUUUCGUCAUUCAGUUAUCAUCGGUUUCCGUUCAAUAUCUUGGUAACGUUUGCACACAUUCAACUCAAAUGUGAUAUUUGGGUAUAUCAUCGGAAAAUGCAGGCCACGUUUGAAUUUAAUCAUGGUCCAAUGAUUUAUGACCCUUGAAAUUUUCAGUUUUGGUUCAUUUUCUCCCCAACAGCUGUACACAUUCAUCUCAAAUUUGAUAUGUGGAUAAGGCAAAAAAAAUGCGAAGGUCAAAUUUGAAUUGGGUCAUGGUUCGAUGAUUUUUGAGUAAUGCCCCUUAACUUUGAUUUUUUUUUGUCAAUUUCCGUCGAUUUUCUACCCAACAGUUUAACACAUUUUACUCAAAUUUAGUGUUUGAAUAUAGGAAUGUGAAGAUCAGGUUCUAAUUUGGUCAUGAUUCAAUGAUAUUUGGCAGAGUUAUGCCUCCUUUACCUUAAAAAGGCCUAUUAAAUGUGAAAAAAGAGAGGAAAUUGUACACAUUCUUCUAAAAUUUGACAUAUGGAUACGGCAAAGGAAUGCGUAGGUCAAGUUGGAAUUUGGUCAUGGUUCAAUGAUUUUUUGAAGAGUUAUGCUUUUUAACUUUGAAAAAAGAGAGGAGAUAUUAAAGUUCCAUUCAAUUGUUCACAUGUGACUCAAAUUUAACAUAUGUAUAUGUCAUAGGGAUAUGCCAGUCAAGUUCGGAUUUGGUAAUGGUUUGAUGAAUUCUAAAAGAGAUAUCACUCUUGAACUUGAAAAGAAAAAAGAAAUUUUCAGUUUCCAUUCACUAUCUCCCUAACGGUUGUAAACAUUUAACUCAAAUUUGACAUAUAGAUACAUCAGUUCCAUGGACUUGAACUUUUCAUAAAAUGGUUUGUGUAAGCAUUGAAUUGUUUUAUGUCAAUGAACUUAGAAUAAAAAAAAGCUUGUGUAAACAAAUUUGGAACUAAAUAAUAUAACAUUUGACAUUUAAGCUGCAUGCGAGGGCAUCCGUGGCGUGACGACACAUUUCUAGUUUUAUAUAAUUUCUUCAUUUCUUAUUGAAUAUAGUUCAAACUUUAAAUAUAUAUUUCUUAUCAUUACGCACACCAUACGUGGCAAUGUUCAUAAUUCUAGCUCCUUUAUCACCAAAAUUAUCGUUCCUGAACUAAGAAUGUUCAUGAAAAUAUGUUGUUUGUUUUCUAUUACUUCUAUAAUUUGUAAGGUACAAUGUCCCCCUUGAACUGAAUUUUUAACUAUAAUUUUGUUUCAUUUUUACACGUUUUACUUCAAAUUUCAAACUACCACAUCAUAAUAUGACAAGGUUUAUAAACCUAGCGUCCACAUUUUCAAAACUUUAAAUUUCCCUUUUUGUUCCAUAACUCAUAUUUCUUUAUGGAUAUACUUACAAUUUCAAAAGAAAGUCCAUUAUUAACACCUUCAUCAUAUGAUAUUACAUGUAUGAGUCUAGUACCUUGUUUCUAUGUUUAUUUUCAUUUUGAAGUUUGAAUUUAUUUGAAAACUGUUAUAUAUUUCUUUUAAUUUCCUUUUUUAAUGGCAUGUAUAUGUGAAAAUUGUUAUAUAUUUAACUUUUCGCCUUUAUUACUAUAAAUUGUAUUUACUUAAGACUUCAUAUGAUUGUUUCUUGUCACCACUUAUAUCAUGUAGGACAAUGUUCACAGGUCUAGCAUCUUUAUUUCAAGAGUUAUUGUUACCACGUAUGCAGACUAUUAUGAUAAUGAGCAUUAUUAUAUGUAAAAACUAAAGUUGGUGACAUACAUAAGAGAAUGUUCCCCAUAUUUAAGGACACAAACCACUCUUGGUGAUGAACAAGCUAUUCACCGACAGGGUUGUGUGCCUCGAAUCGUUACAUUUUGUGAGGGGGAGGAGUUUGUAACAACGUUGGCAGAACGUCAUAUUACCGAUAAUGAGCAUAUUAAUAUGCAAAAUAAAAGUUGGCAAAUUAACAUAAGGGAAUGUUUUCUAUAUAUAAAGACAUAUACCACUCUUUCUGGUGAGCUAGCUUUUCACCUUCUGGAAACGUUACGUUAUUUUCUCUUUACUGCAAGAACAUUGUUUUAAAACAGUUUAUAUUCUAUAUACAAUCAGAGAUAUUUUUUAGAACUGCCCUUGGUCAGUCAUGUUGUCUGACCGUCCCUAAAAUAUGUUUGCUAUUAAAGAACUUGGAAUGUUUCCAAAAUGUCUGCAAAAUUUAAUCGAAAAAAUAUAAACAUCCUUACGGAAAGACCUUGUUAACAUUCUAGAGGUUACAUUUUUGGACCUAAUUUCUAAAACUUACCAGAAAAGGUGUUCAGAUGAUUUCUAUCUAAAUUUGAAUAUGAAUUAUCAGGAGGUUAAUACUAUAUCACACAGCCAGAAUAACCUUGUUUUAAUAAUGUUUGCUAAAGUUCGAAUAUUGGUCAUCUGGGGUCAUAAAUUAGGUCACACAGCCCAAAUUUGGAAAGUCUUGUUACUAUGUAGGUGCAGAUAUGAACACUGUAAUAGCAAAUCAAAAUUAAGACUUAAUAUCUGCUUUCCAUUCAUAGUUAUCGAUAAUUGUUCCGUGUCAUAUCAAGCCUAAAUAUUCAAAUGAUCGGUAAAAUCAUCACCUUUGCCCUCUUGCUGAAAUUGUUUCUGGUAAGUAGAUUUAAUAUUUAAAAGUGCUCAUGUAUUUUCAGAAAAUAAUUAAUCUCUAUUAAAUCUCUAUAAAUUAUAUCUAUUGAAAAUGACUUAUUUGUGUAUUUUAUAACAUGUACUAUAUUACGUUUGAUUACAUAACGUUAAGAUCAUUAUGUUGAAAUAAAAUAUUUUCUGACAAAAAUACUGCUUAGUUAUACAUA